AUGGGUUUCAUUCAGACUGCCGCCAUCGCCAGCGUUCUCCUCGGAGCCGCCACGGCCACUCCUCACUACGCUCCUCCCUCCAACGAGACCAUCCACUACACCACCGAGGUCGUCACUCACCUGACCACCUACUGCCCUGGUGCCACCACCCUGACCUACGGCGACAAGACCUACACUGUCACCAAGGCCACCACCCUCACCAUUGAGGACUGCUCUUGCACCAUCACCAAGCCCGUUGCUACUGCCACCGGCACUGGUUAUGCUCCUCCCCCCAAGCCCACCCACGGUGGUGAGUGCGUUGACAUCUGCAACGACAAGUACGAUGACUGCCGUGUCGCCCCUGGUGCCAACAUGGCCACCUGCGCUGCUGAGUACGCUGGCUGCCUCAACUACAACCCUUGGGAGAGCGGCAAGUUCGUCCAGCCCACUGCUUGCAAGGCUGGCCACGGUGCCAAGUCCACCGGUGUUCCUUGCACCACCGAGACUGUCACUGCUGUGACCACCUUCUGCCCCGAGAAGACCACCCUCACCUACGGCAACCAGACCAUCCCCGUCACCAAGCCCGGCACCGUCACCGUCACCGGUAUCCACCACGUCACCACCGUCCCCGUCAAGCCUACCGGCUACGCUCCUCCCGCCACUCCUUCCACUCCUGCUGAGUCCAAGGACUGCGCCGAGAUGUGCACUGAUAAGUACAACAAGUGCCGUGUCGCCCCUGAUGCCAACCGUGCCUUCUGCGCUGCCAGCUACUCUGAGUGCCUCGGUUACUCUCCCUUCAACUCUGAAGGUUCUCUCGUCACCCCCACUGCUUGCCACGCCGCCCCCGCUGGUCCUACCGGUACCGGUGCCGCUCCCCCCGUUGUCCCCACCAACCCUGCCGGCACUACUGGCACUGGUUAUGCUCCUCCUGCCUCUACUCCUACUGCCGUCACUGCUGGUGCCGCCCAGGUCAUCCCUGCCGGUAUCCUCGCCGUUCUCGGUGCUGUUGCCCUUCUGUAA
Molecule: messenger RNA, 999 nt
Organism: Fusarium sp. VM40
Lineage: Eukaryota; Fungi; Ascomycota; Sordariomycetes; Hypocreales; Nectriaceae
Source: the annotation of a GenBank genome assembly